Molecule: messenger RNA, 792 nt
Organism: Thyridium curvatum
Lineage: Eukaryota; Fungi; Ascomycota; Sordariomycetes; Thyridiales; Thyridiaceae
Exons: 2
Coding region: 1-792 (263 amino acids)
Cellular component (GO): cytoplasm
Source: RefSeq, a predicted model, not a curated record
AUGGCCACCAAGCAGAACGAGAUCGUCCUCUACACUAACCAUACGUGUACUUGGGCCCACCGAGCGCACGUCGCGCUUCAGGAGCUUCAGCUCCCCUUUAAGGAGGUCAACAUCAACGUGGACGGACCACGACCUGACUGGUUCCUCGAAAUCAACCCUCGCGCACUGGUACCUGUCCUGUUCUUCAAUGGCAAGAAGAUCAUCGAGUCUGCCAUUGUCUGCCAGUUUCUUGCGGAUAUGUUCCCUUCGGCCCUGAGCCCCCCUCCAACCACGGUGGAAGGGGCAACCCGCCGUGCUGACAUGUCCUUUUUUAUCGAUGCGUACUGGAACAAGUUUCACGUUAGCCUCUUCAAGCUCUUCGAAGCUCCAACGAAAGACGAAGAAGAAAAGGUUGUCGAAGAAGCAGUCACUAGUCUUGUGGCCGAGGUCGAGCCGCUCCUUGCCGAUGCCAAUCCCUUCUGGGGUGGGAGUGAGAAGCUCACUCUAGCAGAGGUGAGAAUGCCCUAUUACCACCAUCUUACCAUUUCUGUCUCCUCAAGAAAAGCUCGAUCUAAUUUUCUGAAGGUAAUGAUGGGCCCUUUCCUCCUUCGUGCCACCACCUUGUCCAAACACGGAGUCUAUCCUCAAAGCCUGAACAACUCAAUCGAGGAAAAAGCUCCCAACUUCCGCAGAUGGGCUGUGGCUGUUUGCAAGCAUCCGUCUGUGACGUCUGUGUUUCAGGAAGAUGUCAUUGUGGCCCGGUCGAAGGCCAAGCGUUCCAGGAUGAGGCAGGCGGCUGGUCUGGCAGAAUAG